AUAUGUCGUUUUUAUAAUACAUUAUCGUUUUCAUUUUUACGUCGAGGGAUUUGUACUUAAAAUGGCAUUUUCCCUCUUCGUUGAAAAAAAAAAAGAUUUUGAUAUAAAGUCUAGAGCUUUUUUGAUUCAAAACUCAAAGUAAAUAUAAAUGUUUAAAACGUCAAUUCGUUCUGAACGCAUGCGUCCUAGGUAUGUUAAACCCAAAACCUGUUUGGAUGUUUACUCGCACUUCCUAUGCACUGUCCUUUAAAAUUUCAGGGAAAGAAAUGAACAAACGACGCCCGGAAGGUUUGGUAAUACUGAAUUUUGGUCAUUCGUAAUCGAUAAAUUGCGUUCACCUGGUUAUUUCAGAGCGUGUUACUCAUAAACCUGCCGGUAUUACCUGUCAGCUAUCAUCGAGUGUCUCGCUGAUGUUUGCUCUGUAUGGAGUAAGGAAAAGACAACAUUUAUGUUAAUACAACACGAGCUUGUUUCUUGUCGCUUAUAAUUAGUCGCAGUUGCGAAUACGCCAUCGAAAAUGGUGACGUUGCACGAGACACAGAAUGAAAUGACAUUGACUUUAACGGGCAAUAAUUCUCGUCAGGACAACGAUGACUUGGAUAUGGGUCUUGCAACACCUGUAAGAGGAUUUCUGAUUAUUAUAAACAUCAUACUCGCCAUCCUUGGAAAUUUUUUUAUCAUUUUGACUUAUUGCCGCAACUUUAAAAUGCGAACUACCACCAAUACUCUAGUGGUAAGCUUGUGCAUCUCCGAUCUGCUCUCUGCCAUAGCAGACGCUCCGUUUUGGAUCGCUAUCCUCGCCAGAGAUUUGGUUUAUUCAAAUUUUGUUGUUUGUCGGGUUCUGAUCUCAUUUCAAGACUUGUUUGUGGUCGCUGCUCUACUGAACAUGUGCGGCAUCGCACUGGAUCGGUUUAUAACACUUGUCAAGGGACUGAGAAGAAAAAUGACUCGAAAGCGGGCGCGUAUGAUAGUGAUGUGGUCGUGGUUACAAGCCAUUCUUUCCGCCCUGCCUUGGUGUCUGGUGAGUAGCACAUGCAAGGGAAGAUGUUAUUCCUUCUUUCCUCAUAUCUACGAACCAGAAAUAACACCUCGAAUAAUCAACAUUAUGUUCAAAUCAAGCAAUUUAGUUCUGCCAAUUUCAAUCAUUUACUACGUAUUCAUCCGCAUUGUAAACUCCGUCAGAAGCAGCCGGAAAGUAAACUUGGAUAACAGUUACAUUUCGCGAAAUAGCAGCGCCGAGAGGUUCGCCGUGGAUGCAUACAAACGCUCGUCAAAAACUGCUAUUAUCUUAUUUACUAUGUUUUUACUUUGUACAUUAUCCUAUUUGACUGUCGUAAUUUACUCUGUUUUCACGGGAAACCAGUUGAUCAAUUUUAGCGCCGGUUUCGCCAUUUAUUUUAUAUUUUCACUUAAGCGAUCGCUUUUCCCUGCAAUAUACAUAUUUAGGAACAGGAUGAUCGUAAGCUAUUUACAAGAAACACUCCGGUGUGGAAUUUGUCUUGAAAUUUCAAGUUCAAACCCACGAAAUUCGUUUACCUACACGCAGAACAACCACAGCUCUUGUUUCGCUGCGUUUUGUAGAAGUUCCUGUCGUACUCGGGUUCAUCCUGCUGUUUAUGACGGAGAACAUCGCCAGUUUCCAAAACACCUGGAUAUGUACUUUAUGGGAAGCAUCAGGGACACAAAAUCUAUCAUUGAGGAUCAAUUUGUCAACAUAGUAGUAAUAGAAAGAAGAGAAAAUGAGUUUGAAGUACGCAACGAAGCAACCAAUAACGAUGUUAUGGUACCUUAAACUGCUCUUAUCUGUGGAAAUCCUAAAACUGUGAUAUCAACUCUUGAACUGCAAAACAUACUUUGUUUAGCCGUCCCUGCUCUUUCUUGUAUUUAAAACGAAACUGUGUUACUAUCAUACACAGCAAGUAACAAGCGUCUUAUUUUGAUUCAAAUUCUACAUGACUUUAAUUUACUUUCCAUUAUAUUUAGAAUAAUUCAUAUAGAGGGUAGGGUCACUUCACAAAUUCACACUUUGCUCGCCCUACUAGAAUAUCUGGUAUAAAUGUGAUAAAAUAUUGUGCUUCAAAUUAACUGACUGAGUUUCCCGUGACAGUGUUUUGAAAGAAUGAGGCCUAUCAGAGUUAUUGAAUUCAUUUUUCUCCACGUGCUAAAGGGACUGUUCCGGUCUGCCGCAUGAAUGAUGAUUACAAACUAAAAAUAAGUUAAGAGAUCAAUCUCAUAUUCAAGGUUUGUAGUUCUAAGGGCUAAAAUCUUAACUGGAUUAUUCACACACUUCCAUGUGAUCAUCUAACUUUACAGGGGUUACAGCUCAUUGGACUAACUGAAAUUUCCACAUUUGUAGAAUAUAAGAUUUUAUAUAACCAAAACGAAAAAAAAUGAAUAACAAUCGAAAUUCGUGAAAUUGGCGCAAAUGGAGAUAACCUUUUUUGUCGAGCUUAACAGCUGGAAAAAGACUUUUAAUAGAAAGAUUUUGUAUGAACGAUCAGCACUUUUGAGCGCCAUGACUCUGUUAAUGCCUCAUGAAUAGUAGUGAAGGAUGAGUCAUCAGUACAAGAUUGAGGCAACCAUAAAAGUUACGUUCGCCUAAUGACUGAUAAGUCCUGACUGAUAGAAGUUUCGAAAAAUACAUUCGAUCUUGGUACUCAAUAUGAAUGACAGUGGAGAUUUCAAUACCGUAAGUCCUACACUUCAUGAUUUGUAGAUCUUUUGGGUUAACAUUUCUUAAUUUUUAUUGUUACACUCACUACUUUUCACAAAUCAUCAGCUUAAUAUAUGCACAAUAGGAUGGAGCAUACACAAUAAGUUUGUUUGUUAGCGCAGGUGCAACCAUAUCUUUUCCUGUUUCUUUCUUUUUCUCACCCUCUCAACAACUGUGUUUGUCUUUCAACUUCCCCUUUUUCCUGCAUUGACCGAAAAGCUACACAUCAAAUUAUAUCGAAAAAAUAUAAAGCUGGGACUGGAUAUGAUAAAAUAAACAGAGAACCUCUACCCGUUCAUGUGCAAAUGAUCUGUGACAGUUCUUGGAAUAAUUUCCUUAUUUUUAGCACAAAAACAGAUAUCACUUCAAGAACUAAUCUUUUAAAUGAGCAGACUUGUUUCGACCUCCUGCUUUUUAUUGUUCCGACCUUUUCUUGUCAACAACCACUCGGCGCUAGAUAACCUUUAUAAAAAGCCUUUAAUCUUGACUAAGUUUAAACCCAAUUUAUUUUUAGAAAACAGUUAUGUAUUAUAAUAAGAAGAGAUGUACCAAUGAGAUACUGGUGCCUAUGAUCACAAAGAUCCAUUAAGGAAAGUAAUGGAGUCAUAAUUAUUAAAGACAUCAAUAUCAAUCA
This is a messenger RNA of Stylophora pistillata, 3347 nucleotides long. Its product is annotated as putative G protein-coupled receptor 176. Gene Ontology annotation, biological process: G protein-coupled receptor signaling pathway. Gene Ontology annotation, molecular function: G protein-coupled receptor activity. The record is from RefSeq and is a predicted model, not a curated record. Lineage: Eukaryota; Metazoa; Cnidaria; Anthozoa; Scleractinia; Pocilloporidae. Gene Ontology annotation, cellular component: membrane.